Messenger RNA from Porites evermanni, 6658 nucleotides. The record is from the annotation of a GenBank genome assembly. NCBI's taxonomy places the organism in Eukaryota, Metazoa, Cnidaria, Anthozoa, Scleractinia, Poritidae.
AUGGCGGCAAUAUUGCUUCAGUUGUGUAUGUUUGCCUUGGUGAUGAGGAAUGGCGCUUUUGCCAGUAACAACUUUGCCAAUUUGUGUAAGUUCAGAUCAUUUGGUUAGUUAAAAGUAUAUGGCAAACAAGGGAGCCAUCUUUGUUGGGUAUGUCCUUUUGUAACUGGUCGUAAUUUUGCUCUUAUUGCAACUUGACAGCUUCUUCUGCAGGGAAAUGGAAUGUUAGUGCAAUUGACGAGUUAAUGGUUUCUAAAGAGGAUCUUGAAAAGCAAGUGAAAAAUUACACAGCAAAGUGGCCUUUUUGCGUGUUUUACAGAGAUACACGUAAGUUAAUUUCUGUCCACCGAUUACAUUAAAUCGUAGGCUAAGUUAACAAUGUUUUGGUGCUAGGGGGUGUAGGGGUGGGGGCGUGGGGAGCUGGACAUUGGAGUUGGAGUUGGGUACGGGAGAAGUGCUUCUCAGGGUUUUAGGAGUAGCUUCGAAUGGGGUGAUAAAUUAAAAUCCGGGAAAAUUCUCAGGCAGGGAUUGACUGAGGCAUAAGAAAACACCUCAUACCCAAGCAAUCUACUAAAAUCUGUUUUGGAAAAAUAAGCUUCCCUUCGUGCUUGAGCUUUUCCCAUUCUUAAUCUGAAAAAAAUGUUUUCCCAUUAUGUUUGGUCACAAGAAUAAUAAUAGCCCCCCUCUGAUGGAAACAUUUAAAAUAAUCGUCUCCCUCGAAUAAUCGGCCCCCACUCUACACACCACUAUGGGCGCGAUCCAUUCAACCAAACUUUCCGGAAAUUUCGGUCCAAAACCCAAUGGAUCGGUUCGGUCCAACCGGAAAAGUUUCGAAAAAACGGGUCCACCUUUUGAGGUGGUCCUCUUUUCCCGGUCGGACCGGUUGGAAUUUUGGUUGAAUGGAUCGCGCCCUAUAUGUCCCCCGCUAUCGAUACCCAUAGUGCUAAAUCUGAAGGAUGAUCCACAUGGUCUUGCAAAACUGAUCAGUGAUGUAGCCGAGGAUAUUGAUUAUGAAAAUAAAUCAAGGAACCAAAUUUGGAACACUUAAAAAGCCCAUGUUCAGUUUCUUUGAAGAGAUUAUUUUUUGAUUUAAUGGGAAAAUAGAACAAAACAUUUAGGGCACGACUUCCACAACUUAUAAUUAUAUGAAAUAAUCGCCUCCCUCAAAUAAUUGCCUUCCCUCAAAUAUUCGCCCCCUUUUGGUGCAAAAAUAAUAAAUAAUCGUUCCCGGCCAUUAUUUGAGGAAAUAUGGUAAUUUUAAUAUUUCUUUUUUUCAGAAACUCGUUCUUCCAAGCUGGAGGAGUGUCUUAUUAAGUUCCUUAAUAGUUUGCCUGCCAACAACUUUUUACAGAACUGGACAAUUGUGACAUUCAACCUUAAUAAGGUAUGUUGUGUGAUAUCGAAGAUGAUAGUUAGAGUGAUUUUACUUGAAACUGUGAAACAAAUACUAACAAAUACUGAAAAAUAGCAAGAAGUAAACAAAAGAAGACAAUGGAAUUAGUGCAUAAUAGUCUGAAGUACUUAUUCUAUUACAUGUACCUAUUUCAUGGGUCAAGUAAAAUCACUCUGUGAUGGUCAUGGUAAAAUUUAAGUCACCAAAAUAAGUAGUAACAUUUNAAUAACCCCCCCCCCCCCUCACACCACUAUAUGUCGCCCGCUAUCGAUACCCAUAGUGGUAAAUCUGGAGGAUGAUCCACAUGAUCUUGUAAAACUGAUCAGUGAUGUUGCCGAGGAUAUUGACAAUGAUAAUUAAUCAAGGGACCAAAUUUGGGACACUGAAAAAGCCCAUGUUCAGUUUCUUUGAUGAGAUUAUUUGUUUAUUUAAUGGGAAAAUAGAACAAAACAUUUAGGGCACGACUUCCACAACUUAUAUAUGAAAUAAUCGCCUCCCUCAAAUAAUUGCCUUCCCUCGAAUAUUCGCCCCCUUUUGGUGCAAAAAAAGAAAUAAUCACCCCCGGCUAUUAUUUGAGGAAAUAUGGUAAUUUUAAUUUCUUUUUUUAGAAACUCGUUCUUCCCAGCUGGAGGAGUGUCUUAUUAAGUUCCUUAAUACUUUGCCUGCCAACAACUUUUUACAAAACUGGACAAUUGUGACAUUCAACCUUAAUAAGGUAAGUUGUGUGAUAUCGAAGAUGAUAGUUAGAGUGAUUUUACUUGAAACUGUGAAACAAAUACUAACAAAUACUGAAAAAUAGCAAGAAGAAAACAAAAGAUGACAAUGGAAUUCUUGCAUAAUAGUGUGUAGUAUUCUAUUUCAUGUACCUAUUUCAUGGGUCAAGUAAAAUCACUCUAUGAUGGUCAUGGUAAAAUUAGUCACCAAAAUAUGUAGUAACAUUUGGAUGUAAAGGGAAGUUCUUCAAAGGAACUCGUGAUUUUAUACAUUAGUAGAGCAGAAACUUUAAAGUGUAAAUAUUAGAAAAUAAAUUAGAAAAUAUCUGUCUCUUCGAAAUAAUAAAAAAAACAUGGAAACUUCUUUAAAAAAUGGCUUUGCCCCAAUUUCUCUUGCUGCCCAAAAAAUCUGAGUUUCCCAAAAUUUUUGUGGGGAGAGGGCUGUGCCUCCCACCCCCCCUCCCCCAAAGCCAGUACACCUAUGGGAAUCAUGCAUCGGAGCACAAUGAUGCUGAUACGUCCAUCCCAGUUUGUACAUCUACUAUAAUGACCUGAUUCUUGCUAACCUGCGAUCAGGCUUUCCUUCUUUCCUUUUUGUUUAGAAGGCCAGAGGGGAAAAGGAUUCCUGAUACAUUUACUUUGCACGUCAUCUGCCUGUAGCCCUAAAUCUAUCCUUUUGUCUGAUUUGUGGAAACACAAAAGACCCUUCGAAGCCCUGCACCGAUUGGCUGUUACAUGUCCCCAUAUUUUGCAAUUUUAGUCUAGAUGUAUUGAGCUCAUUGAUCAGCCUUUGCUUCAUUUUAUUGAAAUCUAUUAUAAUAAUUAUAAUCAGCCUAAAGUACCGCUAUGAGUACAAUGAAUUUAUGAAGUCAAUUAUUCCUUUCUUUUUGUAGGGAAUGUUAGUAUGGGAAGGUCACCCUGGAAAAGUUCCUAUUCUACACUGUCACAUAUGGACAGCUGAAUCACCUUUGAUUUAUCCAUCACCUAACCACCCUCACAUUAAAAUCAGUUCACUGCAUUCUUGGUUUAAAUAUGUGGUAUGUUAUAAUAACGCAAAAGAGACUGGUGGACAGAAGAAGGGGGUGGGUGUAUUUAGAAUCAGAGAGAGAUUGGUGUGCAUAUGUGUUCUGUUUAUUCUGCUACAACAAUUGUGAAUUCUUUCUGCUUGUUGCGUGGCUGGCUUCUGAUUUUAUUUUAUAGGCUUAGUCUAAAAUACAUGUAAGGAAUGAGUAAUGGCACAAUUAAUAAAAUAAUGUAGUGUACUAUAAAUCAAAACGCGCCAGGACUUCAGAGAACAGAAAAGGUCCUAGAUGCGAACAAGAUAUCCCAGGUGCCUUACCUUUCUAAUAUGGAUUGUGGUUAAAGCUGAGAUCUGCAUUGUCAUUGUUUGAAAAACUUUGUUUUUCAAGUAAAAUUUCCCCAUUUCAUUUUUAACUUCAUUACCACACCUGUAGCAGGUUUACAUGCAUCUAGUUUAUGACUUAUGGCCUACUGUAUAAUUUUUUUAUGCACCAGUGUCAGGGACUGUUGAAUAUCCAACUGAAGAGAGUUGUUUAGAUCUCUUUAAACAUGCUGUUGAUAGCAGAAGGAGGUGCACGGAUCAAAAUCUUCUUUGUCCCCCCUUGCACUUUAGUGAAAGUGGUAUACCACCUGACUAGGAUACACGUGUGAGAAGUCUCACAUGACUAUAAGCACCUCUCUGGUCCUCAAACAUCAUGCUUGUGCUGCCUUUCUUUUGCUUUUCUCUUUGUUCACUUUCUAUUCUUUUCCAUAGUUUGAAUUAGGAUAAUUUAAUUUACUGACUAUUAUUGUAUUGUUACCCACUGAUAAUAGCCUUGCUAAUUGUGGGUAACUUACAUAAUUUGUUAACUAUUUUUAAUUGAAAAAUUGUUGUUGAUCGUUGUUGUUGUGAAGAUUCCCGUAGAGCUCACCACAGAAGCAUAGUGGAGUCUGACAUUUUCCUCAGUUGCUAGAUUCUGAUCAUGACCUGCUGGCUCCAGCACAGACUGUAAUCACUGCUAUUAAACUGCUAGAUUCAAAGUCAUUGAGGCUAAAGCCUCAAGGAAGCUCUUUCUUUCUUUAAACAUAUGGUACAUAUUACUAUAAUAAAGGUCAGCAGCGUCUGGUGGAAGUUGGUGAGUAUAAUCAGGAGACCCAGUUACCAUGUUCCUUGAUGCUACUCAAAGCAUAAGCUGCAUGCACAUGCAUGACACACCCAUCCAGCUUAGACCAUGUCAGCCAAGCUCUUGGGACCUAAGGAUAGACAGACUCCUUUUUUGCUCAAUAUGAAAGUAGUUGGUUGGAGACCAGCAGGUCUGGGAUUUCAGCCUGCAGGCUGCUAUACUACAACUCAUUCUUGAACGGAUGAAAGAUGCUAAAUUUUAAGCUCGGUGAAACAAAUGUGAAAGUGAAAUGAUCAGCAUGUCAUGACCGUGGGACAGAGAAAAUAUUUAAGUCCCCUUCCUUGUUUGCGGCCAUAAUUACAUCAAUCUGUGGCAAAAAAGUUGUCACAAGUAAUGUAAAAUUUGACAACCAGUCACUCCAAACAGGUGAUCCUUGGCCUCUUCCAAUAAUUUUCAUCAGGACAGUAGGAACACUCUCAUGUCAUGUCAGCCCUCCUGUGUUCUGCUCCUGACAUACCUGAAUCCUCAUUUGUCCCCACUGGCUGACAUUGGCACUCAAGUCAGGGUCUGUUAGCAAGUAGGGUUCUCCUGGAACAUCUGUUCUCAGGUCCAGCCGGACAUUGUACUACAAGGAAGCCCUUUCCAGCCAAGCAAAAGUGUCCCCCAACUGGCUGUGUUCAUGACGAGAUACUUCCAUCAGCAAUAAUUGAGGAAACACAUGUAUAUGCCAUGUCAAGGGUGAACAGUCAAGGCAACCUAGCUCAUUAAUGAACUGGAGCUGCUGACUGUUCAGAGGGCCACCCACCACUUCUUCCAUCUUGUCAGAGGGGACGUGGUUUGUGGUUUGCUUGGCUUUUUGUUGAUUAUGGGUUAGUCAUCAGGACUUGAUGUCUGACAUUCUGAAGAACCCCUUGUAAUACCCUGUGAUCAGCCAUGACACUGGUGCCCCUCUAAAAACCCUCCUGCAGCCAUGAUGGAUCAUGAGUUUUCAAAUGAUGUACAGUGUAUUAUUCAAAAGUCAUCUUUGCUGUAGUGGAAGGAAGUAAUAAGAGUAGAAAUAGCAGUAAUAGCCUGCGUGGCAGGCGAAAAAGGGGAGGGGAGGGGGAGAAAAGCAUGAAAGAGGGGAAAGGAAAGGGAAGGGAGCGGCUGCCAUAAGAGCCGGUGUUUUUGUAAUCAGCCUGGCACCAUUUUCUGAACUAAUCCAAUAAUGUCACUGUCAAUACGUGACCAAUCACAAGUACGGGACUUCUCAGCAUGGUCCGAACUUAAUUACUUUGUUAACCGGAAAUUGUCUAGUUGAGACGCUUUUUUCAAGUGAUAUCAUAAUCGAGCGAAAUGAAACAUUUUUACUGUUCUUGCUCCCGCAGCAAACACGACAAACAGACUACGACCAGUCUCUCAUUUUUUUACUGCUCACAGUCUUCGACAAACAAUGAUCAGUCUCGUGUGAAUACACAACACCUUUUAUCUUACAACCUCAUCAAGCACCGUGAUGGUCACAAAGAACAGAACAUUGGCCAGCCUGAGACGUGAAUAAUGAAAGCAAUGGAGAAUUAUAAACAAUUGUCAAGAUGUUUAAUGGAUAGUUUUUACCAAAGCUUCAGCACUCUCUUUGCAAACCAUCUAAAACUCCAUUCAAGACGGUAUAUGUUUUUGCAGAAAAGGAGGUCUUUUGAAUAUCGGCAUUGCAGAUGUCUGGCAAGAAUCGCAAUUGCUUUGAAUCGCUGCUCAGUGUAUGGACAAAUCCAGUAUACAAAACCUCCUGAGCAUCUCUUCCUGCUAAACAAGUUGUUACAGUUGGUUUUAGUUCAGGUUUUAACGUGAAGUUGCUACAUGAUUGGAGUAAUUUUGAUCUUCCAAGGCUUAUGCCAGUAGAACCCAUUUUCUUGAUGCCUUCGUCAUGUCUGUUGCUCACACUAAUACAUGCCAGGAUACACGCCAAUAAGUUACUCAUUCUGGCUCAGCCAAUCAGGAAUUUGCGGACGCCAGUGUCCGCAGCAAUGGAAAAAAGGGGGUUCUUAUAGCAGGCGUCCCUUCCCCUCUCUCCCCAAUCCCCCUCCCUUUUUCCUUUUCUCCCUAUCCCCUACCCCUUUUGACGCUGGCUACGCAGGCUAUAGCGGUAACAGCAGCUGCUCUACACCCUGUAGCAAUAGUAGUGAUAGCGAUAGUUGCUGUGGUAGUGAUAUAGUGCACAAGAAUGUGGUGCUAUAGAAUUUACUAAAAGAUGUCAAUAGUGAACAUUUAUUUUGCUUUUCUUUUGACAGGGAAAGUUGUUUGCCAAGAGAGUGCCCGUGCUUGUUUAUGGUCAACUAUCUAAGGAAAUUAACAGCCAUGAGGGGUAUACUCUGGUUGGAAUUCCUGGUCAUUUGCAUCACAGAACAUUAGAAGAUACUCUCAUCAAGGUUAUAAUAAAAGAAAAUUCUGCAAUCUGA